UUUUUUUUUUUCCUUAUAAAUAUACCGAAUAAAACCUUCUUUUUCUUUUUCUUCUCACUUUUUACAGCUUUUAAUUAUCCAAAAUUUCUUCCAUUUUCAACUUUGCUCGUACAUCGUUACCCACGCUGUUUCAGUCUCAAGUAAACAUGCAACCUAGUCGUAUUGAUCUUUUAAAGAUUACGCAGGUUAAGGAUGUCCUACUUACUAGAAGCCAAGAAACUGUAGUGGGUAAUUUACAUCUGACUGUACAUCAUUUAAUAUUUUGCUAUUCAUCAGGGGAAGAAUUAUGGAUUCCUUAUUCAAUUAUACAUACAGUUGAAAGACAGCCACCUUCAUUGCAGUCAGGUCGAUAUCCACUUCAUAUAAAAUGUCGAGAUUUUAUGAUUAUUACUUUAUCCUUAUUAAAAGAUGGUGAAACACAAGACGUAUUUGAUAGUAUUCAAAAGCUAGCUUGUGUUACAUCUAUUGAGCAGCUUUAUGCUUACUCAUAUAUGCCAAGGACACCUUUUACAGCUACAAAUGGAUGGAAUAUAUAUGAUCCUCUCAAAGAGUAUGGCCGUAUGGGUGUUGAUGUAAAUACAGAUGCAUGGAGAUUCACAUUGAUUAAUAGAGAUUAUAAAUAUUCACCUACUUAUCCUCGUAUAUUAGUCGUCCCUUCUAAAAUUAGUGAUAAUACGCUUAAUUAUGCUGCAAAAUAUCGUAGUAAAGCAAGGAUUCCAGCUUUAUCCUAUUUACACUGGCAUAAUUCUGCAACUAUUACUAGAAGUAGUCAACCCUUAGUGGGAUUUAAACAAGCAAGAUCAAUUCAAGACGAGAAAUUAAUAGAAGCUAUCUUUUCAACUAAUGUACCCAAGGGUCCUAAUGGCGAAGUUGUCUAUGGUUCAACGGCUACUAAUUUGAUUAUAGAUGCUAGACCUAUGGCAAAUGCAGUAGGAAAUGUGGCAAGAGGUGCUGGCACUGAAAAUAUGGAUCAUUAUCGUAAUUGUAAAAAGAUUUAUGUUGCUAUUGAUAAUAUUCAUGUUAUGAGAGAUAGUUUAGGAAAAUUAAGCGAAGGUAUGGAUUCUGCUGAAGGUCAGAUCAAUAGAGUUACUUUACAAAAAUCGGGUUGGCUAAAACAUAUCAGUAUGGUUAUGGAGGGUGCGAUAACGAUUAUAAAGAAUAUACAUGUUUAUAACUCCCAUGUUCUUGUUCAUUGUUCUGAUGGUUGGGAUCGAACAUCUCAAUUAGUCUCGCUGAGUGAAUUAUGUUUGGAUCCAUAUUAUCGUACAUUUGAAGGUAUUCAAGUCUUGAUCGAAAAAGAUUGGAUCUCAUUUGGACACAAGUUUGAAGAUAGAUGUGGCCAUCUUUCAAACGAAAAAUACUUUGUUAACUUGGCAAAUACAAGCGGGAAUACUGCUGCAAGCACAAUUAAAGAUAUGCAAAACAAAUUUUACAAAUCAAAUUAUUAUCAACGUGAGAUAAGUCCUGUCUUUCAUCAAUUCUUAGACUGUGUAUAUCAAUUAUUAUGUCUUUAUCCAACUCGUUUUCAAUUUAACGAACAAAUGUUGAUUGAACUCCAUUAUCAUGUUUAUUCAUGUCAAUUUGGCACCUUUUUAUUUAACAGUGAAAAGGAAAGGAUAAGCCAUCAUCCACAAGAUAAGACUUUCAGUAUUUGGGAUUAUUUUAAUUCAAAUAAGAAAAAAUUUACAAAUGAACUUUAUGACCCUAUGAAGGAUAAGGAUCUUGUAGAUGAUGGUGGCGUUUUAAUGCCGGACGCUUCAAAGGUGAAAUAUUGGGCUUCUCUUUUCAAACGUGAUGAUAAUGAAGUCAAUAGUUUAGGUAUUGCAUACGGGCUAGCAACUUUACCAUUACCUGAAGAGAACACGAGUAUUGUCGUUACAGAAUCAGCAGAUUAAAAAUAUUUAUAUAUAACACUGCCGUUUUUUUUUUUUUUUAUUAUUAUUU
Cokeromyces recurvatus is the source of this 1944-nucleotide messenger RNA. RefSeq names its product protein-tyrosine phosphatase-like protein. The record is from RefSeq and is a predicted model, not a curated record. Gene Ontology annotation, molecular function: phosphatase activity. Lineage: Eukaryota; Fungi; Mucoromycota; Mucoromycetes; Mucorales; Mucoraceae. Gene Ontology annotation, biological process: dephosphorylation. Bases 147 to 1895 code for a protein of 582 amino acids. The transcript is spliced from 7 exons.